Molecule: messenger RNA, 576 nt
Organism: Brenthis ino (lesser marbled fritillary)
Lineage: Eukaryota; Metazoa; Arthropoda; Insecta; Lepidoptera; Nymphalidae
Source: the annotation of a GenBank genome assembly
AUGUCUAUGAAUUCUGGGCUAGACUCUCCAUUUGGGCAACAACGCAAAAAAACAUCUCGUUCGAACAGAGUAACUUGGAUAGCAAGUGAAGGAUUGACUAAUUAUUUAAGACGAAAAAUUCAAGACGAAACAUCUAAAGAAAUGCAGACGUCUCAUUCAUAUCAAGAUUUUUCUUGCAUACCCGAACAUGAACUUUAUUGUCAAAAUCCAGACACGAAGGGAAGGAGACUGUCGUACCAACGUGCCGUGUCGGGUGAAGACCCAGUCAUGCCAGUAAGAUACUCGUAUCAAGACUCUACAUUAAGAAGAAGACAUCCGAAAGCAGAAAAUGUUGAGGUUCAUAGUGAACUUGGAACUUAUUUGGCGGAGUUCACUCAAAAGGGAGUGCCAACAUUGCGAUGUUUCGAAAUCGCGCAAGUUCCUGACGAAUCUAUUGCUUACUUAUUGUGGGCUACAAAGCUGAAGAACAUUGAAGAAAUUUUUGACUGGCAAAGGAAGUUGUCGCGUAGCUUCCCUCUACGACGUAACCAGUCGGAAUAUUUAAAACAUCACAUUAGGUCCGACCUCACUUCAAAU